AUGGUCUCGCCAGUACAAAUCACCAUCACCGCGUUUGGGGUGUCAGCCUUUGUCUCAGGCGUCUCUACUCUCAUCAACCCCAGCUACACGCUCGAAUUUCUCAAUCUACCUCCCGCGGCCCUCCCUUCAGUUAGGGGCAAUGCCUUGGCGGCCAUUGGCAUGGGGAUAUACUAUUCACUGGCCGCUUAUCAAAACAACACCGCCUUCUUUGCUGCGUCAGUGCCCAUGAGACUGCUCAGCGCCUCAAUAUUUUGGGUCCAGGGCUGGCAGGCUGCGUCUAUCUGGGAGGGAACAGGAUCUAUUGCUACGGGCUUGGCGCUCUUAUGGCAACUGCGUCUUGAGAAGGACAAGAAGGAGUGA
Molecule: messenger RNA, 360 nt
Organism: Fusarium keratoplasticum
Lineage: Eukaryota; Fungi; Ascomycota; Sordariomycetes; Hypocreales; Nectriaceae
Exons: 1
Coding region: 1-360 (119 amino acids)
Source: RefSeq, a predicted model, not a curated record